AUGUCGCAUUCCGAGCAUUCCCCAGAUGUUCAUGCGUCUUUCCCCAGUUCCCAGCGUCUUUCCGCUUCCUCUGUUCCUCCCUUCUUUUCGACCCGUGGAACAGGCACAUACGGAGAAACCGAUAUACGCAGCGAAGAUGCCCUCAAACAGGCGAAACUCGAAAAGGAGCUACAGCAACACUUCCGCGCUGCCAGUCCACAUAAUUCUGGACUUGGUCUUGGAGGCCCGCGUGCUCGAUUGGCGCUCGGUUUGGAGGUGCUGCGACCUAUCUCUCGCUCGGUCAAAGCUGUAUGCGACCGUCUUUUCCCAUACGCCUUGGUCGACACCCACCUCAGCCGGACGCUUCCUUACGCAUAUGAAGAUCGCAGCCAACUCGAUAGGACUGCGCCUCCUCUGUUCCUUGUGGAAACCGACUUCCAUAACGUCGCAUGCUUCUUUGCUCCUGUAGCAUUCGACCCGCCAACAGAUAUGAUCACCUUCACGCCAAUCACAGUCAUCUUGGGUGAAAAAACGAUAACGGGACUCGCAUGCGACCGAGAGGAGGUGGAUGUGUUGAUAGAGGAUGGCGGACCCCAAGCCGUGGACUUUGUGGGGUGGAAGGCUUUUGGCGGGAGGUCAGGGACGAAUGCAAGCGGGAGGCCUACGAGGGGGAAACGGUUUGAUUCCUCGCUGAGCGGGUUCUCGACGGCUAUCCAGAAGCAUCAGAAUGACCGAAAGCAGAAAGAUUCGGCUGACGCUGCGCAUGCCAUUAUCGGCUACAAGGAAUUGCUGAUGCUGACGAUCACCUUACCCUAUGAUGAACCAAUGUACAUGCAGGCUUUCGAAUGCACGAUCCUCGACUUUGAUGAUCCAAACGCAGCGUUCCGUAUGCGAGCUUUAAGCUACAAGAUUGACAGAAUCCACGUCACUCUUUCCUGGCUGCUUACCGGCAUCAAUCCGCUGUACGGCGCCCUUCUUCACCACCAACUUAGGUUUCAAACCCGUCCUUUCGAAAACCUCAAAAGCAUGAUGGAGUUCUUGAAACCGCACAUGAUGUACCGUUUCUUGAUAACCGGAAGCAACCCGUGGGAUCCCGAGCCGCAAGCGAAGGGAACGAAGCGGAAGAGGAACGCGAAGGAUGGGAAAGCCUUUACUGCUAGCGGUGCUGGGAAAAGCUCGUCGACGGCGAAAACCCAAAAGCCUCCUCCGCAGCCGCCACCUUCUUCGAAACGAGCGCCGCGGUCAGCCAAGAAGGUUACGCGCUGACGUCUUCCACGACCGCUGCAGUACUGUUUUGGAACGAAGUUCGGUCCCGGCGACAUCAUCAAAAAUGAGUGACACCCUUUUCCCCGUCAUCAUUCGCAUUCAUAUGGAGGCCCUAAUAGUGUGUACCCUGCUGAACUGGGGCAUUUACAAAAAACAAUGCCAGGUUUCGCCGGGAUGGAAUGACCGGAGGUGUGGUUGCCGUUUUACACUCCGAUGCAUUCCAUAGCAGACGUACCACAGAGGUUGGGAGGUCCCAGCUCAUAGUUCUCUCACCCGAUGUCGCCGGCGACCAUCUAUGAAAUCCUAUUGUUUUUGGCGAGUCCCUCUUCAAAAGUGAUACACAGAACC
Molecule: messenger RNA, 1593 nt
Organism: Fimicolochytrium jonesii
Lineage: Eukaryota; Fungi; Chytridiomycota; Chytridiomycetes; Spizellomycetales; Powellomycetaceae
Exons: 3
Coding region: 1-1245 (414 amino acids)
Source: RefSeq, a predicted model, not a curated record